CGACUUUUCCACCCCCUGUAAAGUUCGCUGAGUUUAGCCACACAGCAAAUAUGUGACAGUCCGACACUGAGGACACAAAGAGGAACAACAUCCAACUACCAGCAGGUGCUCAAAAUGGCUCAGCAGCUGAACAAUGAAGAAGGGACCACGUUAGUUUCCACACACAAAGCUGCUGUGGAGCCAAGAUGUUCAAUGAUAUCUGCGUCUUUCAAUUUCAUCAAUUCCAUCAUAGGAUCUGGAAUAAUAGGUUUACCAUAUGCAUUGAACCAGGCAGGGCUCCCCUUUGGCCUUCUGCUGUUGAUAGUGGUUGGGUUCAUCACAGACUACUCCAUAAUCUUACUGAUUAAAGGAGGCAACCUGUCAGGGACAAACAGUUAUCAGUCGCUGGUGCAAAGCACAUUUGGGUUCCCUGGAUUUCUGAUUUUAUCUGGACUGCAGUUCCUUUAUCCUUUCAUUGCUAUGAUUAGCUACAACAUCACAACUGGUGACACACUGACCAAAGUAUUUCAGAGAAUAGCAGGAGUUGGUCCAGACCACAUACUUGCAGAGCGUCACUUUGUGAUCCUGCUAUCGACCCUUGUGUUCACUCUGCCGCUCUCGCUUUAUCGAAACAUAGAGAAACUUGGAAAGGUGUCCUUCCUGUCAAUGGUGCUGACAUUUACCAUCCUCAUCAUUGUAAUCAUCAGAGCAGCUACCUUUGGACCCCAAAUCCUCCCUACAGAGAAUGCAUGGGCAUUUGCAAAGUGGAAUGCAAUUCAGGCAGUUGGUGUGAUGUCUUUUGCUUUUAUAUGCCACCACAACAGCUUUCUUAUCUAUGGUUCUCUGGAGCAGCCCACACUCGCUAACUGGUCCCGGCUCACCCACGUGUCAGUCGGCUCUGCACUAAUAAUCAGUGCUGCCUUUGCUGUCGCUGGCUAUACCACCUUCACUGGCUACACACAAGGAGACAUAUUUGAGAACUACUGCAGAAAUGAUAACCUGGCAACAUUUGGUCGCUUCUGUUUUGGCCUCAGCAUAAUAACCACAUUUCCACUGGAGUGUUUUGUUACACGAGAGGUGUUAUCCAACGUCAUUUGCAGUAGGGAUCUUUCAAAAGCUGAACAUGUGGCCAUAACAAUACUCAUAGUUGCUGUUUGCACAUCAAUAUCUUUGGCCUAUGACUGUCUGGGAGUUGUUUUGGAGCUGAAUGGUGUUUUGAGCGCCACACCUCUGAUCUUCAUCAUUCCAUCUGCGUGCUUUCUCAAACUCUCCCCCGGCCGCUGGUUCCAGGGUGAAAACUUGAUACCCACCAUCCUGAUAUUUAUCGGCAUGUUUGUCAUGAUCACAGGUUUGACGAUGACGGGUCUCUACCCUCAAGACUGUUCACACGGUGUGGAGAUGUUCUACUGUGCAGACGCCAAUGUCACUGGCACUGUACCUCCUGUAUGAGAUCCAACAAAUAUUUAAUUCCUUAACUUUUUUUCUUUAGAAACAAAACUUAGAUGUAAAGAAUAUGUAUGCGGACACACCACCUACCUUCUAUGUACUUGAUGCGGUGCUCUUUUUUAUGGUUUGGGCUGUAGUCCUGUAGUUUGUAGUAGUAGUAGUAGUUUGAUGUGGGAGAACUUGAUCAGCCUUGCACAGUGCCCUUACUUCAAUCCUGUCAACAACACCUUUGAGAUAAACUGCACGUUGACUAUAAACCAGGCCUUAUUGCCCAAUGUCAUUAAUGUUCUUGAGGCAAAACAGGAGCAAACUGCUGCAGUCAGAUUUCAAAGUGUGGAACAAGAUGUACAACAAUCACAUUGUUAAAUGGUAGCUUCUGUAUUUUUCAGUCCACGUUCCCAUGUUUCUGUGUUUAAGUCACUAAUGGGAACAUUUUUUGAAAUUAAUCCACUAUUGAGCAAGAGGGCUACAGCCAGGCAACAAUGCAAUGCUAAUGGGCAAUUGAGCACCAUCAGUGUACGUCCACUUAAAGUGCUUGUUUUUGCCACUGACAGGCUCAGAUUGUUAUUUUAAGUGUCUGACAACAUCAUGGA
Molecule: messenger RNA, 2018 nt
Organism: Epinephelus lanceolatus (giant grouper)
Lineage: Eukaryota; Metazoa; Chordata; Actinopteri; Perciformes; Serranidae
Gene: slc38a11
Product: solute carrier family 38 member 11
Biological process (GO): amino acid transmembrane transport
Cellular component (GO): membrane
Molecular function (GO): L-amino acid transmembrane transporter activity
Source: RefSeq, a predicted model, not a curated record